Molecule: messenger RNA, 1141 nt
Organism: Aricia agestis (brown argus)
Lineage: Eukaryota; Metazoa; Arthropoda; Insecta; Lepidoptera; Lycaenidae
Exons: 5
Coding region: 506-1141 (211 amino acids)
Source: RefSeq, a predicted model, not a curated record
UCUUGUUUUACUCAUUUUUUACUUUCAUUUUCAGCCUACUCAACUAAAGUCCAAAAAAAAAUGUAGCUUUUCUCGCACAAGGUGCUGGUCGCUAGUUCUCUUAGCUCGCUUGGCUUGAGGCUACCAUCGUCCAUCACAAUAUUAUAGAACGACCGUCAAUUGUUUUGCCAUUUAUCUAAUACUGUCAGUUGAGGUAUAAACAUCAACAAGCAAGUAAGAAUAAUGUGUUGCAUCGAUGCGCUAUGGACACAUUCUAUGGUCGACAGGCCACAUCCUAGACCCAAAUAUACACAUCAAAGAUGUGAAACGUUUAACAUUAUUUUGUAAUAAUGACUCUAGACCCUUGCAUGCUCGAUGCCAAGGCUUCGUGAUGUAACCGGUGAAAGUCUGAGCAUCGCAUGUGCCUCGCCUCAGACUUGUGAGCCAAGUGAGUGGUAUAACACCUGUUAUGUGCUAAAACUUUAAAGUUACGUCUAUUUACUUCGUUUAUGUAUUGUAUCUAAGGAUGUUUCAAAUCUGCAUGGUUGUUGCCUUCGCUGCGGCUGUAACAGCAGCCCCAGUAGAGGAGCCUGUCAAGAUAGAUUUACCGGUUUACGAGCGUCCCAACGAUGAGCCAAGUUACACCCUAGCUGAGCAACCCAGCGACGAGGCAGGCUACGCUCUGGCUGAGCAACCCAACGCUAGGCCAAGCUAUACCCUCGCUGAGCCUCUCCAACUGGAGAACCAUCCCGGAGAGAAUCCUAGCAGCAACAACCUCUACGACAACCUUAUUGGAAACAAGAUUGAUGCUUUGGACAAGAAACUUAACGGUCCUUUUGCGAGAAUCAAAACCCUCGAGAGAGCAGUAGAAGAAACAGAAGGUUACGGCAGCAAGAUUCUGUCAAUCAAAGAAAACUUGGGUAACGUUGCAGCAGGAAUUUUCAAGCCAAAACCUAUAGUCGAUAUAAUCGAAGAAGAAGAUAAGUAUGGAAACACUGGUGACAAAUUCUACAACGUAGGCAGAGCUCUAGUCAACGGUUCUUCAAAAGUAUCAACAUACGUCAACACUUUAUUAGAGAUUCCGGGAAAAUUCGUCCAGCAAAUAUCUCGCAUCGCGAGCGAGAAACUCAACAAUGUAGGUGCCAAAAUAGUAGGCUUAUAA